UAGGUAGCUAGGGCAUCUCCCGUCGUAUCAGAGCACCCGCGACUGCACCGGACAGGGACGGGCGGCGGCGAGUGCUCUUGGCAUUAGGUAUGUUUUAGUAAAUAAAAAGAAUGGGAUGGGUCGCAUCAAUGCAAUCGAGCACGUUCUCCCGGCCCUGGCAACAUCGCAGCACUUUUCCCACCUCUGCGGGCAUCCAUCGCCUGUCCCGACCGGCGCCAGCGACGGCCGCGCUCCUUUACAAAUAGUCGUGCUGGAUCUUGCGUGCUAUUACGUACAAGACAGUCAAGCGAAUCCUGGGAGCCUCUCCCAUCCACAAUAUCCGCCCUGUCGCCCGUCAUCCCCUAUCCUCACCAGAGAAGGGGGCCUUCUUCUAGCGCUAAGCGUGCCCCUCUCUUCUCUUCUCCCUCCUCCGUCGAAUCAGCAUUUCCGUCGGAUCCUUGCGUCCUGCUUCCUAUCCUUCCUUAUGAGCCUAUUAAUCCGCUUCCACAUCCUUCUGUUGCUCUGCUUGACUCGGCCGGCGAGAGACAAUUCGCUGCUGAUGCUGUUGGUUUUCCUACGUCAUCUAGUUUAGGACUCGCACACGCGCACGCCCACCCCCUCCCCCUACCAAAAAAAAUGGAAAUAAAAGAUUCGCCAAUGCGACUUCGCCAGCCGGCCAACCAAUAAACGACCUUGCCGAGUGGGCAGCAAUAAGACUUACCCCGUGAAUGGGUUCACCGUCGUGGUUGUGCAUUUCUAACGAGGUCCCCACCAAAGAUCCCCGUCCGCCAGCCCAGGGUGGGUUGUUUGCCUUAGACGGACUAGGUCGCUCGCCCAAAUAUGCGAGAAGUGCAACCGUGGCCUGGAGGUGCCUUGACCAGAGCCGGUUUGGUCGACUACGCCGGCUAUAUUCUCUACCUACCCCUUGG
Molecule: messenger RNA, 908 nt
Organism: Durotheca rogersii
Lineage: Eukaryota; Fungi; Ascomycota; Sordariomycetes; Xylariales; Xylariaceae
Exons: 1
Coding region: 116-571 (151 amino acids)
Source: RefSeq, a predicted model, not a curated record